Molecule: messenger RNA, 1757 nt
Organism: Xyrauchen texanus (razorback sucker)
Lineage: Eukaryota; Metazoa; Chordata; Actinopteri; Cypriniformes; Catostomidae
Product: cysteine and tyrosine-rich protein 1-like
Exons: 4
Coding region: 272-751 (159 amino acids)
Source: RefSeq, a predicted model, not a curated record
CGUUGGUGUCCGUGUUGGUUCAGUCUCCACUCAGUCGCAUCAAGACUCCCUUUAGUGAAAGGAAGAAGUUAAAGACAAAGGAGCGAGUCAAAGGAGAAGUUCUGAAGGGGAACCGAACACGUGGUUUGUUCAUUUUGAAGCGCAGAAGAUGUCAACAUCGUCGGAUCACUGGCAUGUGUAUGAAAGUUUAUAGUCAGAUUGUGACUGAAAGAACGUUUAACAUGUAAAAGUUGGAUAGACGCUGUUGUUUUCCCAAUAAAUCCACUGGAACAUGAUGGAAAAUCCGAGGACAGCGAGUUCACAGAAGAGCUGGACGUUUUUCAAGGACUCGCUGAUUCUUUGCUUAUUCGCAGGACGUGGAGACGCUCAGUGUCAUGGAUGUCUUGAGUACUGCUGUGAUGGAGCGCCAUCAUUCUGCUGCUCGUACUACACUUAUUUGGGAGAUGUGCUCUCAGGAACGGCGAUUUCAGGGAUCGUGUUUGGCGUCGUGUUUCUGAUGGGUGCAAUGGCGGCCAUCUUUCUGUGUAUCAGUAUGUGUGUGAAGAACGGGCGAGGGGCGAGGGUGGGCAUGUUCAGCACCCCGUACAUUAAUACAGUCACUCAGGGUUACCCAGCAGGUCCUCCACCUCCAUACAGCUAUGAUUAUGAGAUGUUCCCGUCUGAUCUUCUGCCGCCUCCUUACACGCCGACUCCACCCCGAGCGGCAAGCCACUCCCCACCUCCACCGUAUCCAGGAUACAACAGGAAAUGAGCAUCAUUCUGAGAUGAGAGGAUGCUGAUGAUGAUAUUUGCACUUGUGCUGCACAGAAUGAGAAAUCAGGUGACGACUGAGCAUUGUUUGGGGAGUAGCACACCCCCCUAAAGCAGCAGGGACUCUAGAAGUGGUGAUUACUGCUUUUGGGAAAGGUCGUGAGGCAUCAGUGUGUUACUCCCUGCUAAUUCAGAAUCUGGGGGCGGAGCUUCAACUUCUCUCAAGAGAGUAUGGGAGAAAGAUUGGAGGAGGGGGUUGUGGGAUAGGAUUCUAAAAAACAUCAAGUCUCCAUCUAGAGAUUGAAGGGUGCACCUUGUGCAAUUAAAGAUUUUACAUCGAUUCUAUCGGACCCUCUCUAGAUUGGAUAGGCUUGGUCUUAAAGACACGCCCACCUGCUGGCGAUGCCAAUCAGAAGACGGGGACGCAUCCCAUGUUUUUGGGGAUGUGUUAAGAUCCAAGAGUUUGGGCCGAGGGUUCAGAGCUUCGUGUGUGAAGUGUUUGAUUGGUUUUGCCCUAGACUGUGUGUUUUGGCGGGUGGGGCGGUCUUGAAUGUGGGUGAUAGAUAUAUGGAGAGCUGCGUCCUGACCGGCGUGAUGAUUGACAGGUGGAUCAUCCUCAGGGAAUGGAGGUCGUCUGGUGCACCCUCGUUUUGUGAGUGGUGCGUGGAGUUGGGCAGGGUGGCGGCGUUUGAGGAGAUGGUGUAUGGAAGUUUGGGCAACGUGAAUAUCUACAUCAGGAAGUGGGGCGGCUAUCUGGCCUUUUUGGAGGGCCUCGGAGAGGGGCAGCGGAGAGGGACUUUUAUUUAUUCUUUAUUUUUUAUUUUAUAAUUAUAUCUCUAAAUAUUUUCUCUUUUAAUGUCUAUUUGUGUGUCUAUGUCGUGAUUUUAUGUGGUUUGUUGUUGCAUUUUCUGUUAUGUCUGUGUGAUUUGCUGCAUGGAAUCAAUAAAAAUUGUUAAUAAAAAAAUGAUGUAUUUAUUGUGGUGCAGUUUGUUCAAAUAAACUGUAAA